This is a messenger RNA of Cicer arietinum (chickpea), 779 nucleotides long. RefSeq names its product polyubiquitin. The record is from RefSeq and is a predicted model, not a curated record. NCBI's taxonomy places the organism in Eukaryota, Viridiplantae, Streptophyta, Magnoliopsida, Fabales, Fabaceae. Gene Ontology annotation, molecular function: protein binding.
UCCUCCUAGAAUAUCCUAGACCAACCCUGAAAUAUCAUUCCUUAACACCGUUCCUUCCUCGAUACAGCUUCUGGAUUCUUCUAUUCAAAUCUAUAUAAACAAAACAACCCCUGCUCCUUCUUAAUCAUCCUUCUAUCAAAAACCGCUUCUCUUUUAUUUUUCUUGCACAAAACUACAAAUUCAUCAUGCAGAUCUUCGUGAAAACCCUAACCGGCAAAACCAUUACCCUAGAGGUAGAGAGUUCCGAUACAAUCGACAACGUGAAGGCAAAAAUUCAAGACAAGGAGGGUAUUCCUCCAGACCAGCAACGAUUGAUCUUCGCCGGAAAACAAUUAGAAGACGGAAGGACACUGGCGGAUUACAAUAUCCAAAAGGAAUCAACGCUUCAUUUGGUGCUUCGACUUCGCGGCGGGAUGCAGAUUUUCGUCAAAACCCUAACCGGAAAAACCAUCACCUUGGAGGUUGAGAGUUCUGAUACUAUUGAUAACGUGAAAGCGAAGAUUCAGGAUAAAGAGGGAAUUCCACCGGAUCAACAGCGUUUGAUAUUUGCUGGUAAGCAGCUUGAGGAUGGAAGAACUCUUGCUGAUUAUAACAUUCAGAAGGAAUCUACACUUCACCUUGUUCUCAGGCUCCGUGGUGGUUAAUCUUAAUCCUAAUGUUGUUAAUAAUAUCUUUAUUAUGUAAUUCUGUUAGUUAAUGUUUCUAUUUUAAUGCUCUAACUUCUGGAUUUGUGUUUAUGCAUAAUUCUUUUAUUCUGAUUUAAUGCAUAAUUCAAACAA